AUGUGUCGUCCUGUGAGUAAAAUCGAUCGAUCCACGCUGAAAUCCACGAAGCUCCAAACAACCAUUUUUAUCAUGACCGCUGUACAUUUCACGAAACCCCCCGGGAUAAAAUCACGUUCGAAAAUUCCUCGAAGGAACCGUGAUUGUUACUACGCCCUUUCUGAGGGGUGGCGCGACCAAUCACCUAAUCUCGAAAAGAUCAGAACACGGCGCAACGCAACUCGAGGACGAACCAAUUUCUGUGGUGCUGCAGUGUGUCUCCGCCCUCUUGAACAAGGUUUGGACGCAGCUCUUCUUGUGGUUUACUGGGUUCAUUUGGAUCCACUGUUAGAAGUCCAAACGACUGUCUAUAAAGCUCCCCAACCUCAUAUGGAACAAACGUUUAUAUGGCUUCGUUCCCAACAACAAAUCCUGAAACGAAUUGCUCAGAAGACUUCAAGCGGUGCUACCUUGUUGAGCCGAAUCAGUCGACAGAAACAACAAAAGAGAACCCAGAGACAUUCUAACUGGGAAAAUCCAAGUGCGUGGUUCAAACUCGUAACAUAUGACGUGGCCAGCUCCAAGACGCCGAGAAAUCACGUGAUUAAUGAUCUCCAGCUGAUUUGCACAUCGCAAUUUUUAGCUAUUCCUGUGACCAAUCAUGGAAUUGUCCUGCUCCCCCUAUUUUAUAUACCCAAAGUUGAAAACUAUCACCUGGAAAAGUCCAUCGCUCAUUCCCGCAAUCCAGCCACCUCUCCCACCACUCCCGUUGCAGAACAUUAG
Messenger RNA from Opisthorchis viverrini, 762 nucleotides. RefSeq lists its product as hypothetical. Bases 1 to 762 code for a protein of 253 amino acids. Lineage: Eukaryota; Metazoa; Platyhelminthes; Trematoda; Opisthorchiida; Opisthorchiidae. The transcript is spliced from 7 exons. The record is from RefSeq and is a predicted model, not a curated record.